AUGUUGCUCAUUCAACAUGAAUUCAUAAGCCCUUUGGCCCUACAGAAACACAAUGUCGCCAUACAUGUGCGAACAUGGCAAACAAUUGAAUUUUGCAUGAGUACGGAAAUUAGAACAUUGUCAAAACACAAAUCCGACUUUGGGAUACGUUUUAGUUCUCCUGAUGAGACGGAUUUGUGGGAAGGCCCAGUGAAACAAGUGACAGAGGUGGUUUGGGAUGAAAAUAUCGCUUCUUCACAGAAACCGUUUUUCAAAAUUCCAAAAUUUGUCUCCGCUGAAAUAGAAGAGGGGAUUCUACACAAACCUGAUCAAUGA
Messenger RNA from Opisthorchis viverrini, 315 nucleotides. RefSeq lists its product as hypothetical. NCBI's taxonomy places the organism in Eukaryota, Metazoa, Platyhelminthes, Trematoda, Opisthorchiida, Opisthorchiidae. Bases 1 to 315 code for a protein of 104 amino acids. The record is from RefSeq and is a predicted model, not a curated record. The transcript has a single exon.